This is a messenger RNA of Penicillium samsonianum, 504 nucleotides long. RefSeq lists its product as uncharacterized. Lineage: Eukaryota; Fungi; Ascomycota; Eurotiomycetes; Eurotiales; Aspergillaceae. The record is from RefSeq and is a predicted model, not a curated record. The transcript is spliced from 2 exons. Bases 1 to 504 code for a protein of 167 amino acids.
AUGAAGAACCCAGUCAAGCAAAAGCUAUUCCCAGCACUCGAAGACACCCUCGACUUCAUCCAAGAUGUCGCAGAGACCUCCGGCAGAUGGGUCAACUGGCAGAUCAUACGGGGCAUGCGACAUGUAUGGUGGGAGACGGACUGGGACGUGCUCUCACGAUGGGCGCAAUCAAUCAUCGAAACCGAAGAACGUCUUCGCGAAAUCACCCAACACGAGAACUUCCUCAAGAAGUGUAUCCACAAAUUCCACCACGACUCCGACCAAGCAGCCAAAUACGUUCUGCCGGAUUUCAUCGAAGAGUUGAUAGCCCUGGACCACGAGUAUAUGCGUCUCGAACGCAUAUACGACACGCUUCUAGCGGGUUGUCCUGUGGGACCUAUCAAGAGUGGAUAUUUGUGGAUUCGAAAGCAGCCGCAGUGGUAUCUUAAGAGAGGAAGGGUUGGGGUCAUUGUACGGUUAAGUGUGCUUGUUGUAAUGCUGAGCUUGAGGAUGGUUUUCGAUUGA